Molecule: messenger RNA, 2859 nt
Organism: Sporisorium graminicola
Lineage: Eukaryota; Fungi; Basidiomycota; Ustilaginomycetes; Ustilaginales; Ustilaginaceae
Exons: 1
Coding region: 1-2859 (952 amino acids)
Biological process (GO): 'de novo' L-methionine biosynthetic process; isoprenoid biosynthetic process; transsulfuration
Cellular component (GO): cytoplasm
Molecular function (GO): ATP binding; pyridoxal phosphate binding; mevalonate kinase activity
Source: RefSeq, a predicted model, not a curated record
AUGUCGGCUCUUCGUGCCACCUCCAGCGUGGCAUCCUCGCAGGCCUCCACCGUCACUCCCUUCUCGAUUGACGUCGCUUCUUCCGUCGCCUCGCUCGAUUCGUCCAUUCCAACCUCGCCCGAACCCUCCGACAUUGGCGAUGAUGCUCCCCUCAAGCUUCCCUUUGUCUCGCACAAGGACCGCCGCGGUGCCAACGGCUACCGCUUCGCCACCCAGUGUGCGACUGUAGACGACCCCAACCACAAGGACCAGUACGGCUCUUCCUCGACCCCCAUUUACAUGUCUGCCACCUUCAAGGGUCUCCCCGGUGCUGAGUUCGACUACUCUCGCUCGGGCAACCCCACCCGUUCCAUGCUCCAGCACCAUCUCUGCCAGCUCCAGAACUGCAAGUACAGCUUUGCCGUCUCGAGCGGCAUGGCAUGUCUCGACGUCAUCACCCGUAUCGUCAAGGCCGGUGAGCGCAUCAUUGCAGGCGAUGACCUCUACGGUGGUACCAACCGUCUGCUUGGCUACCUCGCUUCGCACCAGAACAUCCACACUGAUCACGUCGACACCACUGACGCUUCCAAGGUCGAAGAGAUGCUCCAGCAGCGAAGCCGUGACGCUGCUGCUGGUCUUUGCGGUAAGGUCAGCAUGGUUCUUCUCGAGACACCCACCAACCCUUGCCUCAAGAUCUGCGACCUGCAGCGAUGCGCUGCUGCCGCCAAAAAGUGGGCCCCCGACGCCGUCGUCGUCGUCGACAACACCAUGAUGUCGCCCUAUCUCAUGCGCCCCCUUGAGCUCGGUGUCGACGUCGUCUACGACUCGGGUACAAAGUACCUCUCGGGACAUCACGAUCUCAUGGCGGGUGUCAUUGCUUGCGACCGUGAUGAUCUCGGCAAGCAGAUUGCAUUCACCAUCAACUCGAUCGGAAACGCCCUUACUCCCAUGGACUCUUUCCUCCUACUUCGUGGUAUCAAGACGCUUGCCGUGCGCAUGGAUCGUCAGCAGGCUUCCGCCAUCACCGUAGCUCACUAUCUCGACUCGCUCGGAUUCAAGGUCAACUAUCCCGGUCUGGCUUCCCACCCUUCCAAGGCCGUGCACGACAAGCAGGCUGCCGGUCCCGGCUCGGUGCUCAGCUUUGUCACCGGCGACAAGGCGCUCUCAGAACGCAUUGUUGGAGCUACUCGACUCUGGGGCAUUUCUGUCUCGUUUGGCUGUGUCAACAGUCUCAUCUCGAUGCCCUGUCUUAUGUCGCACGCCUCAAUCGACCCCAAGGUGCGCGCUGCUCGUGGCAUGCCCGAAGAUCUCAUCCGUCUCUGCGUCGGUAUCGAAGACGAGCGUGACUUGCUCGACGACCUCGAACACGCCUUGCUCCAAGCCGGCGCUAUUCGCCGCAAGCCCUCGAUUACAUCUUCCGAUAUCGCCUCCACCACCGAAAGCUCGCGCGCAGCAUCGCCAGAUCUCAUCGCCUACGAACGCACUCCUUCGGAUACUGACCAGCACGCCCAUCAGGACAAGAUCGGCGGGCUCGUCGAGGACAUGAACCGGGCCAAGCUCGAGACCCGCGGCGGUGAGGGGGAACCUCGCCUGGCUCAGGAUCACCCGCCGCCGUCGUCGGUGGUGGUCAGCGCACCUGGAAAGGUGAUCCUUUUCGGUGAGCACGCAGUAGUGCACGGUGUCACUGCUAUUGCCGGCUCUGUGGCUCUGCGAUGCUAUGCUAGCGUGUCGCCUCGCGAAGAUGGAAAGAUCUCGCUCGACUUGCCUGACCUUGGAGUCGUUCACACUUGGAGCAUCGAUGAGCUGCCAUGGUCGGCUGUGCCUGAGUCGAUCCAAGGUGGCGGUGCCGUGCCUGACUCGCUCGACCAGGUACUUGUCAGCGCCAUUGAAAAGGUGGUUGGCGAUACCGUCAAUGAGAGCGAGAGAAGCCAUGCUGCUUCCAUCGCCUUCCUCGUGCUCUACAUGUGCAUCGCUGGUCAAUCCGACGCACGCGCUCAGGCGUUUGUGCUGCGUUCGGCCCUACCUAUCGGUGCAGGUCUUGGAUCCAGCGCUGCUCUCAGCUCGUGCUUCGCUGCGGCACUCAAUAUCCUUUACGGCCGCAUUCCCGCUCCCGCUAGCGACGUCUCAGCCAAACACUCUGCCUACGUCAACCAAUGGGCUUUCCUCUCCGAAAAGGUGAUCCACGGCACACCUUCGGGCGUGGACAACUCGGUCGCAGUGCAUGGCGGAGCGAUUGCCUUCACGCGCGCCCACCCGAGCAACACGCUCACCGCUAACAAGAUGGACAAGCUCAAGGGAUUUUCCUCAUUCCGCUUCUUGCUGGUUGACAGCUGUGUGGGUCGCGAGGGAAAGAAGCUCAUUGCGCACGUUGCAGCUCAGAAGCAAGCUGAGCCUGCACGCGUCGAUGCUGCACUGGCUCGAAUCCAGAACAUUGCCGAUGCAGCGCAGGAGCUGCUCGGUGGAACCUCAGGCUUGGAGCGCACAGACAUUGUUGCGCAGCUGCGCGAGCUGAUCAAGCAGAACCACGCCGAGUUGGUGGGCUUGGAGGUGUCGCACCCUGCAUUGGAGUUGAUCAAGAACAAGACCGAGUCAUUCUCCGCACAGCUCGCCACGAAGCUCACGGGAGCAGGCGGAGGCGGGUGUGCCGUGACCUUGCUGCCGGACGAGUUUGAGGCUUCCAAGGUGGAUGCUUUGGUGAGCGAGCUGGAGGGGGCUGGAUUCAAGUGUUACGAGACGAGGGUAGGCGGAGAUGGUUUUGGUGUGAAGCUCUUGCAGAGUGGCGAGGAGGAGGCGGAGGCCAAGCUGAGGUUCAAGGAGGCUAGUGUUAGUACCGAGUUGGCCAGGUGGGCGGAUUGCCAGCAGGGGUGGGUGUUUGCGUGA